AUGCAAGUCAACGAAGAAUCAUUCAAAGUCACAUCAUAUAGCAGAGAAGGAAUUGGUUACCAAGGAAACAUGCCUGGAAACUAUGUUUUUGUCACUGUUGGCACAACAUCAUUCGAUGAUCUCAUCAAAUCUGUAUGCCAACCUAAAACUUGUCAGAUCCUAAACAAAGGAGGGUAUGGAAAAUUACUGCUUCAAGUAGGACGUGGAGACUAUGAACCACAAGCCGAUAUGAUAUCUGGACUUAAUAUUGAGCAUUAUCGCUACAAAGACAGUAUCGCAGAUGACAUCAAACAUGCCAGUCUGGUAAUAAGUCAUGCUGGCGCUGGUAGUGUGUUUGAAGCGCUAGGAGCAGAGCGUCCUCUAAUAGUUGUGAUAAAUGAGAAGCUGAUGGGAAAUCACCAAGUUGAGUUAGCAGCACAGUUACAGGAGGACAAUCAUUUAUAUUAUACCACAUGUUCCAAUUUGCAACAAUGUUUAAAAACAAUGGAUUUAAAGACAUUAGUGCCAUACACACCAGGGACUCCAGAAACGUUUAGAAAUUAUUUAGAUAAGAUAAUGGGUUUUAAAACAUAGCUUUGAAUCAUUUAUAACUGGAUCUCUUAUUUGAUUUUGAGAAGCAAUUUGUGUCAUGUGUGUACUAGAGGUCCUAUGAUUCUGUGAAAAUAAUUUAGGAUAUUUCAAUGCAAACAAUGUAUGAUAUGUGCAA
Messenger RNA from Owenia fusiformis, 706 nucleotides. NCBI's taxonomy places the organism in Eukaryota, Metazoa, Annelida, Polychaeta, Sabellida, Oweniidae. The record is from the annotation of a GenBank genome assembly.